AUGAAAGUUGCUGUUGGUAUAAAUUAUAUUGGUUGUGCUGGUUGUUGUGGGUUGUUCAUGAGUCGAGAUGGUUUCAAACUUCACAUAGAAUUCUGUGAUGGUGACCCUCUAAAAUCACAUUGUGAGGCAUUUGCCUGUGCCAGAAGCAGAUACUUAGAAUUUAUAGCUAAGGAAAGUUUGUACAGAUUGAAAGAAAAUUCAUUAAAUGACUCUGUAGAAGCUGAAAAGAUCAUUAGCCCAAGAAAAUGUAAAGGUAAAAAAAUCAAAGAAUUAAAGAGGCAAAACAAAUCAGAACAUGCAUCAGAAGUAUCAUUUACAGAUAAUUUGAAGCCAAUGGAGAUAAAGUAUUUCAAUCCAACAGAUCCAGAACACAGCUUGAUUCUUUCCAAUACUUCACAUGAUUUUGAGGAACAGCCCAAUUUUGAUUGUCUGAAACACGAAGAUGGUUCUGAACCAUUUAGAGAGGAACAACAAAAUUUUGAAUCCUUUCAGGAUGUCCAUGGCCAUGGCAAGGGAACUGAUCCAACACUCAAUACUGAUAUGCAGCUGGAGAUAUCAAAUGGUCAUCAAGAAGAUCAUGAUGGAAGAUUACCAAAAGAAGAUUCUAGUUUAGACACAAAAAUUAUUAAAGACAUUGAUAUGAAUGUAGUCAUUUGUUCCAAUACUAUUAUACCAAGUACUGUUGACAACAGCAAAGGACUGUUGAGUACCACAUCAGAUCCAUCUUUAUCAAGUUGUAUUGGUGGAGGAUUGCUCAGUGACCAACAAUUGUCCCCUGGUGGUUGGACUCCAUCCAUGUCUACGCCUAGUGUUUGGAAUCCUGUGAUAACUGGUAAUGCUGCAACUGGUUGGGCCCCAUCAAUGUCAUCAGCAAGUGGAUGGCAUCCUACAGCAUCUGCAACAAACAGUUGGACAACAAAUUCAAAUCAAUCAUUGAUUUCAAAGGACCCAUUGCAUGAUACAAAUAGUGUUCCCUCACAUUGUGUUCCUGAAACCAUUCUAAAUCAAGAGCUGUCAGUACCUAGUUCCGAAAUUAGAGCCCAGUCAGUCGAAAGAGAACACAAAUCCAAUCAAGAACUUCAAACACAACCUGAAGCAGGUGCUUCCAAUGAAGAUGUGUUAGAAGAUGUAUCAUCAAUUGUUCCAAAACCCUAUAAAGAAAACUGUGAAGUUGAAAGUGAUGCUAUUGCUCGAAAUGAUAAUGGAUCUGUAAUUAGAGGUUAUUAUGAUGAAAAAUGUGAAACAGCUGAUUGUCACAGAGGAUCAAUAAAUUUUACUACUUCUGGAGACAUCAGCAAACUUAUAUCUCAAUUAGAACACUCCAUAAAUACCAGUGUCUCAGGUGAAACCACUACUGAUCUAGUCUCUGUUUGUAAGACCCUUACCACACCUUCUGUGACUGGUGAAAUGGUAACGAAUUUGGAUUUUGCCAAAGGAGCUGAUUCACAAAGUUCUGAAGAUGAAUUGGUCAUUGAUGAAGGACCAAAAAUAAUUCGUUAUAGAAACAGGAUACGAAAAAGUCACCGUAAGAGACCUCUUCAUGGAAUGGAAAUACAAUUAGUGGAAGUAAUGAAAGAGAUGCCGAAAUCUAAUUACGAGGCAUAUUUUGAUUUUUGUGGAAAGCGGGACCCUUUAGUGGGAAGUGACUUGAAUGAUUCCAAAGUUAAUCACCAAGUUGUAGGGAAAAGUGGAUUGUCAGAACAUCAGCCAUCCACUGAAGAUGCAUUCAAUGUCCCAGAGGAGCUUUGUGAAAUGUUAGAAGAAGAUGAUGCGAAUUCAAUGGGAAAUUCUAACGAAACAGAAAUCAGAAAAAAUAAACUUGCAUAUUUUAAAGUAUUCCGUUAUGAGGGCAAAAGUCUCUAUGUUGGGAUUAAAAGAGAAACAAGAGAAAGCUUCUCAAACAAUAGUUUCUGUGGUGAUAACACUUUUAGUGAACGAACAGUUGAAGAUGCCAGUCCAAUUGAUUCUAAUUCAACGAUUGGCCAAUCUCUGGUGGAAAACAAUCUUGAUCCAGUGGUAGAUAAAAGGCCAAAUCCGAUAUCUCAGUUGGAUCACGAAGUACAAACUAAUUUUUCAGAAGAUGAAGAUUCUUGUGGAUCCAUGGAAGAUUUGGAAGCAAUGGAUAUCCCUCACUUAAUAGAAAAACUGGCGCCUAUACCUAGGUUCAAAACCUCAAAAAGCCAAGGUUAUACUUCAACAAGAUUUAAUUCAAAAGCAUCUACCCAAAAGUAUAUUCAGCAGAUUAUUAAAAGGUCUGCUGAGGAUAGCACCAAUUCUAAAUAUUGUGAAGCAGUAAUGAAUGGUGUUCCUGUACUAAAACGAGUUCCUAAAGCUGAUGAGACAGAUCAUAAUGCUGCCAAAAGGACUAAAUUUGUAGAAAUGCCAAAUAAAAAUAUGGAUAUUGAUCCUACAAUUGCAAAAGGAUCCACAGAAGACAAUGAUGAUGCAUCUGAACUGGAAACAAGUAAGUUUAUCUCUGGACAAGCAACUCAAUCCAAAACCAAAUCUAAUCCCACCAAAGGUCUUAAGCAAAGAGCUGAAAUUAAGAAGAAAUCUGAUCUGCAGCAAAUAACAUCUAAACCUAGAAGAUCUUCAAGAUGCAUCAAGAUGCCAGAGAAACUGAUAGUGGAAAAUAAACCAGAAGAAAGAAAAACUGUACCUACAUGUGAUGAUUCUGGUGAAGAAUAUGUUACUGGUCAAGGUGAAGACUCUGAUGGUGAAUCAAUCCAGGUCUCCUUCAAGACUAAAGAUACAAAAGUAGUGCUACCAAUGCCUACAGAAGACCAGUAUACAAAAGAACAGUGUGGUUCUCAGACAGUGUAUAUCUGUAAUUUGUGUAAACAGAAGCUGUUGAGUCUAGUCAAACUAAGGAAUCAUCUAGCAUUAACACAUAAUAACGGACAGGAGUUUACAUGUAAAGAUUGUGAUUUCACCACUUUAUAUCGUAGAAGAUAUAAGGCUCAUGUUAAAAGACAUACUGGUGAUAAGAGUAUCUGUCCUUACUGUCCAACAUUUUAUAAAGACAAUUCUUCAUUGACUCGCCACAUUAAUAUCAAACAUUUUGAACAAUCAAAUUUCCGAUGUUGUCAGUGUGAACAUAUAGCUAUAGACAAUCAACAUCUUGCUGAUCAUAUGAGGACUCAUUCAGGUGAGUUAUUGGUCUGUAGGUAUAGUGGUUGUGAAUAUAAAACAUGGAGUUAUAGAAAUUACUGUCAACAUGAACAGAGACAUGAACCUCAAUUUCUUUGUGGACAGUGUGGUUACUCUACCAGCAAUAAACAGACUUUUACCAAACAUAUAGCAACUCAUUCUAAUCUAUGUUCAUAUCAGUGUUCACUGUGUUCAUUCCAAGCUCGAACAAAGCAAAUUGUAGUUGAUCAUGCAGUCAGAGAUCAUAAUCAUAUGGUAACAUAUUCAUGUGAUCGUGAACAGUGUUCAUAUACUACUCAGUAUCAGGACUUCAUCACAUCCCAUAUUUACAAUCAUCUGGGAGUUUUCCCAUAUAAGUGUUCAUUGUGUUCGUAUAAAGGUGUUUCUUCAGCCGAAGUGUAUGAGCAUUCCAGUAUUGAGCAUCCCAAUCAUACCAUCACUUUUGUUAAAUUAUUACCUGAGGUACAAAAAGUCAAUCCUGUAGACUAUAUAGUUCCUCAGAAAACUCUACUAGACUCGGGUAGAUUUGAAGUAUUAGAAAUUGAGCCACAGACAAAUGAUUGUAUCAGACGUGAUAAGAGAUCUAAGGUCAAGAAAGACCGCUCAGAUAAAAAGAAAGGUAAAAAAAAGACAAUGUUUGAUUCUGAUGUUAUUACUAUUGAUAUUCCUGGCGAUAAUGCAGAUCAAGUAUGGAAACACUAA
This is a messenger RNA of Lottia gigantea (owl limpet), 3852 nucleotides long. RefSeq lists its product as hypothetical. Lineage: Eukaryota; Metazoa; Mollusca; Gastropoda; Lottiidae. The record is from RefSeq and is a predicted model, not a curated record. Gene Ontology annotation, cellular component: nucleus. The transcript is spliced from 5 exons. Gene Ontology annotation, biological process: regulation of transcription by RNA polymerase II. Gene Ontology annotation, molecular function: RNA polymerase II transcription regulatory region sequence-specific DNA binding; DNA-binding transcription factor activity, RNA polymerase II-specific. The coding region runs from base 1 to 3852 and encodes 1283 amino acids.